AUGUCGUACGUGUUUCUGUCGGCCAAAGUAUUAAAGCAACUACGAACAACGACUGCUGAUGUCAGACCUUCAAGACCCAUCGCCCACGAGCGCUCGGACGGGGGCGCUCUCGAGGUGGUGGCGGCCGCCGUGGCCACGCUGGAAGACGAUCCGCUCACCAAUGCGGGGUUUGGCAACCUGACGUCUUGCGGUUGCGUCGAGUGCGACGCCUCGGUUAUGGACGGUCGUACUCUGGGAUUCGGUGCCGCGGGCGCACUGCCGCGCGCCGGCAACCGGUACUCGUGGCCGAGGCACUGUGCCCCGCGCAGCAUGACGGCCCGUUGUCGCUGGACCGCACGCCGCCCUGCUUCCUGGUCGGCGCUACGUCAAGCUGAAACGCCGGCUCGACCGCUGCUCGGCAGAGAAUACCUUGGCGCGCAAGAGCCCCCUGGUCCCCACGACGCUGAAGCGCGAGGCCGACGACGAGCCGUGGCCGGCAGACACGAAAGUCGUAGCCCCGUGUUCAGUUCAGACAGUAGCAAUCCGUCGCAGUUGGACACGGUGGGUGCCGUCUGCAUGGAUCGGCAGGGUAACGUGGCAGCCGCCGUGUCCAGCGGUGGCAUCUGGCUCAAGCACACCAGCCGCGUCGGCCAGGCGGCCGUCUACGGGUGCGGCUGUUGGGCCGAGAACGCGCCGGAAGGCGGCUGUGCGGUGGCAGUCUCGAGUUCAGGUUGCGGCGAGCACUACAUUCGCACCGCUCUGGUGCGCCAGUGCGCGCAGACGCUCGGGCGCUCCACUGACGAUGGGUCCGUCGUAGCGCUUGACGCUUGUUUAAGGCAGAGUUUUCUGCAGUCGCCAUUCUUCAGGGACACCACCGACCGAUUGGCUGGAAUCCUCGCCCUUCGCUGGGACCAUCAGUGUGGCAGUGGUGAUUCGCUGUAA
This is a messenger RNA of Rhipicephalus microplus (southern cattle tick), 921 nucleotides long. Its product is annotated as threonine aspartase 1. Gene Ontology annotation, biological process: protein maturation. Gene Ontology annotation, cellular component: cytoplasm. NCBI's taxonomy places the organism in Eukaryota, Metazoa, Arthropoda, Arachnida, Ixodida, Ixodidae. The record is from RefSeq and is a predicted model, not a curated record. Gene Ontology annotation, molecular function: threonine-type endopeptidase activity.